AUGGCACGCUGGAGGCCAGUGGCCCUCACUUUGUUUGUCAUUUAUCAUAGCAUCCGUGAGAUCGAGGCUCAAAAGCCUGUGAGGGACAAGGUGCAAGAUUUUGCCCUGCGGAUUCCCCGUGUCACAAUCGAUGAGCUGGCAAAGAACAGGACUCUGAGAACAGGUCUCCAUGCUUAUGUGUUAUCCGGCUUUGCGGAGCAAUGGAAUGCAACCAAUUGGACACUGGACUACCUCACAGAGAAGAUCCCUUUCGAAUGGGUGGACUAUUAUCCAAAGAACAUGGAGGAUGUCGGCAGCAAGCCGUACCUUUUCAAGUUUGACAAAGCUGUGAAAGAAUUCCAACAUCCCAACGAGCUCAAGACCGACAAGCCGAAGUAUAUGCAAAUCCGGCUUAGCCUGCGUGGAUGGAAGCGCCUGAAGAAGGACUUUGUUCCGAAGCCCUUGCCCGAUGUCUUUUGGGAUGAUGACGAGUGGAUAUCGCAGUGCAUGAGAAAGGGCAACAAGGCUGACACACCUGCCAUCAACAAUUUCUUCGUCACCAACCAGUGGAAGUUUCUUCUGAUUGGUGAGAAAGGAACCACCAUGUUCUUUCACAAAGAUGGAACAGCAGCAUCUACCUGGCAGGUGCAGCUCGUUGGGAAGAAGAGGUGGACGUUGUGUCCGAACACCGAGUCCCGAUUCCUGUCUCCAUACAUUGACACGUACAAUCCGGACUACAGCAGAUUUCCAGCAUUUGCCAUGGCAAAAUGCGGCCAGGUUACGGUGUCUCCAGGGGAGCUGUUGUACUAUCCAGCCUAUUGGUGGCAUCACACCUUCCAGUUGGAGACGCCGAGCAUCUCCUACACCGGCGCCUUGGUGGGCGUCGAAGCAGAUCGAUCGGAUCUUGGAGCAGAUAGGAAACCACACGUGCAGUUCUACGCAGACUUGCAGGAAAAAUGUGCGAAAUGCUGGCAGCGGGGUGUGAGCGAAAGGCAGUGCGAUGACAUUUCGCAGAAGUGGGCAGGGGCGGCUCCACCACCCCUGCGGGUCGUUUGUGAAGAGUACUUGCCCGACUGUUUGCGCCUGUGGUCUGAACAUGCCAAAGCCUUGCAUGGCGAAGACCGGGUGGAACUCUGA
This is a messenger RNA of Durusdinium trenchii, 1116 nucleotides long. The record is from the annotation of a GenBank genome assembly. NCBI's taxonomy places the organism in Eukaryota, Dinophyceae, Suessiales, Symbiodiniaceae.